UUGAAGCUUUUUUCGACUGCAACUUGCAAGGAAGUUGGCUAUUUUGUAGAUGUGGAAACAUAUUCUACUAUAUCGACUCGAUGUAUCGCUAUAAGGAAGAUCAAAAUUUUUCCCAAGAAGCCCCUUACUCGCACCCGACAUUCACAUUUUCUAUUCAGGGAGGCACGCGCUGUUCUCAAUCUGCUAAAAAACGAACAUGGCUCUAGAGAGAAGGCGCAGAUUAUCGUGUCCGAGUUUCCCGAAGAAGUCAUCGAUGAACUGUUUCCAGCUCGUAACGCUAUGGAGUUCAGCAGUCUCAACGCAGCUGAUAUGCGCUCUGUGAACUCGGAUAAAUAUCUGAUUCGACUUCAUAAACGAGUGAUAUCAGCGAUUCAAUAUCAUCAUAGAACCACUGCUCAGUGGAGUUCCCUUAUGAAACAAGCACUCUUCCUCGAGGACAUCUCCCAAGCUGAGCUUUCCGGCCACCUUGAAUCAACAUCGUGCACCUUCUUCCCAGAAAGCGUACGCUACUUCUGGCUGGUCACAGCUCAAAGACCCCUAUGUAUGAUACUUGCCAUCUUGCUUACUGGCAUGACCAUCAUGAUUUUGAUUAGUGAGUGCACUUUCUUCAUAGUUAGCCCGACCUUGACACCUGCCGGGAUAAUCGUUGAUUACGCUGCAAAGCGUUUCCAUUACAAAUUUCAGAUUGUUGCAGUUGCUAUAAUUUGCUACCUGUGUGCGUGUGCUUAUUUCACCGUUUUCCGGCUAAAGAUCUACCAGUACUAUCAUUUAGAUCCAAAUCGACAUACUGAUGGAAACAGCUUACUUUUCAGCGCUAUUAAGGAAUUGUGCUUUUACGAAUGGGCAGAAGGAAAACAGUGAUG
Molecule: messenger RNA, 863 nt
Organism: Strongylus vulgaris
Lineage: Eukaryota; Metazoa; Nematoda; Chromadorea; Rhabditida; Strongylidae
Source: the annotation of a GenBank genome assembly